AUGUCUUUACAAGAUCUUAUACCAGUUGUGAAUAAAUUACAAGAUAUUGUAACUACAACUCAACUAGCUGAAAUAGAUUUACCAAUAUUAGCUGUUGUUGGUUCUCAAUCUUGUGGCAAAUCUUCUGUUUUAGAAAAUAUUGUUGGUAGAGAUUUUUUACCAAGAGGCACUGGUAUAGUUACUAGAAGACCAUUAGUAUUACAAUUGAUAAAUAUAAACGAAAAUGAAGUACCUAUAGAAUCUUUUAGAAAUGAUUCAGAAGAUAGUGAAAUAAAUCUAGAAGAUCAUUUAAGAAAAUUAAAUGGUAGUACUAAUAAAAGACAAGGUACCGAGUGGGGAGAAUUCUUACAUAUUCCAAAUAAACGAUUUUAUAAUUUUUCAGACAUUAGAAAAGAAAUUGAAAGUGAAACUUUAAGAAUAGCUGGUCAAAAUAAAGGUAUUUCAAGAUUACCAAUUAAUCUUAAAAUUUAUUCACCAAAUGUUUUAAAUUUAACUUUAGUUGAUUUACCAGGUUUAACAAAAAUUCCAAUUGGAGAUCAACCAACAGAUAUUGAAAGACAAAUUAGAAACUUAAUUUCUGAAUAUAUUUCAAAACCAAAUUGUAUUAUUUUAGCUGUUUCUCCUGCAAAUGUCGAUUUAGUUAAUUCUGAAUCUUUGAAGUUAGCAAGACAAGUAGAUCCAACUGGUAAAAGAACUGUUGGUAUUUUAACAAAAUUGGAUUUAAUGGAUCAAGGUACAAAUGCCUUAGAUAUUUUAAAAGGGAAUGUUUAUCCUUUGAAAUUAGGAUUUAUUGGGAUUGUUAAUAGAUCUCAACAAGAUAUUGCUGAAAAUAAACUGUUGGAUGAAUCAUUAUAUUCUGAACAACAAUUUUUUGCUAAUCAUCCAGCUUAUAAAUCAAUGUCAAAUAAAUGUGGUACUAAAUAUCUUGCAACUACAUUAAAUAAAAUUUUAAUGAAUCAUAUAAAAGAAAGAUUACCGGAUAUAAAAGCAAAAUUAAAUACUUUGAUGUCACAAACUGAACAAGAAUUAAAUUCAUAUGGUGAUUUAGGUAAAUUGGAAUCAAAAGAAUUACGUGGUGCGAUGAUUUUAACAUUAAUGACAAAAUUUGCCAAUGCUUUUAUUAAUUCAAUUGAAGGUACCUCCGAUCAAAUUGCAACGAAAGAAUUAUGUGGUGGGGCAAGAAUUUAUUAUAUAUAUAACGAAAUUUUUGGUUCACAAUUGGCUUCAAUAAAUCCAGUUCAUAAUUUAUCAAUACAUGAUAUUAGAACGGCUAUUAGAAAUUCAACUGGUCCAAGACCAUCGUUAUUUGUACCAGAGCUAGCAUUUGAUAUUUUGGUGAAACCACAAAUUUCAUUAUUAGAAGAUCCAAGUUCAAAAUGUGUUGAAUUAGUUUAUGAAGAAUUAAUGAAAAUUGUUCAUUCAGUUUGUUCAUCUGAUAUUGCACACGAAAUGAAUAGAUAUCCAAGAUUACAAAGUAAAUUAAUUGAAGUUGUAAGUGAUUUAUUAAGAGAAAGAUUAGGUCCAACUUUAAAAUAUGUUCAAUCAUUAAUUGAAAUUCAUAAAGCUUAUAUAAAUACAAAUCAUCCAAAUUUCUUGGGUGCUGCCAAAGCCAUGGGUAUAGUUGUUGCAGAAAGACAAAAACAAAAAGAAUUGGAACUGAAUUCAAAAUUAAGAUUAGCAAGUGAAAGAAUAUUGAAGAAGAACAAAGAUGAAGAAGAAGUUGAGGAUAUAAAUUCAGUUGAUGAUGAAGUUCCAAAACGUAAAAGAUCAAGUUCACACGCUGAAUCAAUAGGUCAAGAGUCAUAUUUAAAUUAUUUCCUUGGUAAAGAUCCAGUCGUAAUUCAACAACAAUUACAAACACAAGCACAAUUACAUCCAACACCUUUUAAAUUCCCACAAACGCAUGAGACAACUUUACAAUUUAAUACAAAUUUUGUUUCAAAUGGAAUACAUCAUGAUUUAAAUAAAUUAUCAGUAUCUGAAUCCAAUGAAGAUGAAACUUUUGAUGAUUCAAUUAAUGAUUUAACUGAAAGAGAACAAAUGGAAUGUGAAUUAAUUAGAAGAUUAAUUAUUUCUUAUUUUAGUAUAGUUAGAGAAAUGAUUCAAGAUCAAAUUCCAAAAUCAAUUAUGUGUUUAUUGGUUAAUCAUGUAAAACAAAAUAUUCAAAAUAGAUUAGUUGUUAAAUUAUAUAAUGAAUCAUUAUUUGAUGAAUUAUUAAAAGAAGAUGAAAAUAUUCAAGCUGAAAGAGAAAAAUGUUUAGAAUUAUUAAAGACUUAUAAAGAAGCUGCUAGAAUUAUUAGUGAUGUAGUUUAA
This is a messenger RNA of Insectozyma verbasci, 2313 nucleotides long. NCBI's taxonomy places the organism in Eukaryota, Fungi, Ascomycota, Pichiomycetes, Serinales, Debaryomycetaceae. The record is from the annotation of a GenBank genome assembly.